UUGAAUUUGUUUUUUCAGAAAAAAGAAAAAAAGUCAAAGAAGACUGUGAUGGAGGGUUAAACGUAGGAAGACGAAGCAUAUCUCUGCUCUGCCUUGUUGGGAGUUCUCUAAAUCGGAUCAAUCCACAUGAGUCAUGACCCUCGUGUCUAGACCUAGAGAAAGAAGAAUGGGUUCAGUUCCAGUGGUUCGCUUCCCGAUCGUCCUCUUCGUUCGAGUGUUGGGAAUCCUAGUGGCUGCUUUGCUGCUCACAUGGACAACCUACUACAGAGGAGGAUUGGCUCUCAUUUCUGACAACAAAGAUCUCAUUUUCAAUGUUCACCCGGUGCUAAUGGUAAUUGGUCUUGUACUUUUAAAUGGAGAAGCCAUGCUAGCAUAUAAAACAAUAUCAGGAACAAAACGCUUCAAGAAAUUUGUUCAUCUUAUGUUACAAUUCCUUGCUUUUUGUUUAAGCAUUAUCGGAUUAUGGGCUGCUUUGAAAUUCCAUAAUGACAAGGGCAUUGACAACUUUUAUAGCCUGCAUUCUUGGUUGGGCUUAGCUUGCCUAUUCCUAUUCGGCAUCCAGUGGGCAGCCGGAUUUGCAACUUUUUGGUAUCCAGGCGGGUCUGCAAAUGGUAGAGCUACGUUGCUGCCAUGGCAUGUGUUCUUUGGAAUUUAUAUUUAUGCACUUGCUGUUGCUACUGUAGCAACUGGUAUACUGGAAAAGGCCACAUUUCUUCAAACCAACAAAGUAAUAUCACGAUAUUCAACCGAGGCUAUGCUGGUUAACUCGUUGGGUGUUUUCGUUGUUAUUUUGGGUGGAUUUGUUAUUCUUGCUGUUGUUGCUCCUGCAAACGACAAAGGUGAAGUCUUCAGAGAAGCAACAGAGUAGGGAAAGUAGAUUGAUUUUCUUAGUUCAGGAGGAAAUGAAUUUAUACAGCUGCUUCUUGUAUGGAGAUGAAUCUUUCAAAAAUCAGUUGUUUCAGUACAAUCUUGUGUAUUUCUAAUGGUUUAAUUCCUUGUCAUCUCUCUCUCUGACUGUGCCAUUUUGUCAUGGUAUUCCAUAUUAUAUACCAUUAUUUCAGGAUUUUGAUUCUAUCAUUUUGUUUAAUACGAUGAUGACUUUCAUAAAA
Messenger RNA from Ziziphus jujuba (common jujube), 1109 nucleotides. Its product is annotated as transmembrane ascorbate ferrireductase 2. The record is from RefSeq and is a predicted model, not a curated record. Gene Ontology annotation, molecular function: oxidoreductase activity. The transcript is spliced from 4 exons. Bases 134 to 868 code for a protein of 244 amino acids. Lineage: Eukaryota; Viridiplantae; Streptophyta; Magnoliopsida; Rosales; Rhamnaceae.